AUGGAUUCCGGUACUUUCCUCUCCAAACGAGGCAAGCAGUAUGCGCUGCCGGCGAACAAGAAUAAGCUCUUAGGUAUCCUGGGGGAUGUCUGGCACCCAGUCAACAAUCCUACGGGCUACUUCAACAUGGGAGUUGCUGAGAACACCUUGAUGCAGAAGGAGCUGCUGGAAUACAUUACUGCAAAGCUGACAGUUGAUGGCGCCAUCUUCGGAUAUGGCGACAGCUUCUCUAGAAGUCAUCGACUGAAGGAUGUCCUGGCGGCAUUUUUGACUCAGCAUUUCAGAGCUGUGCGUCCAAUCCAGGCUGCUGACCUCGCCAUCACGUCCGGCGUGAGUGCCGCCAUCGAAGCCUGCGCCUUUACUUUGGGUGACGUCGAUGAUGGCGUAUUAUUGGCACAGCCGUUUUACAAGGCUUUCCCAUACAAUCUGUCGAACAGAGCAGGAUUGCGGCCUGUUUUCGUCUCCUUCUUAGGGGAGGAUCCAAUUGGCCCCCAUAGCGCAAAACAGUAUGAGCAGGCCCUUCUCGGGGCUCUCGAGCAGGGUAUAAAAGUCAAAGCCAUGUUGUUGUGCAAUCCCCACAACCCCCUUGGUUGGUGCUAUCCCAAAGGUUCAGUCGGAAGGGCGGCUACUGAUCUGCUAGAAGGAGCUUGCGCAUCUCGCCACACUCUCGUAAGCUACAUGAAGCUCUGUCAGAAGUAUAAUCUUCACAUCAUUAGCGACGAGAUAUACGGUCUAUCCUGCUGGGAAAACCCAGAGACGCCCGAGGCCCCCGGCUUCCAUUCUAUGUUAUCCAUCAAUCCACAUGGCAUCAUCAACUCAGCUCUUGAUCUUGGAAUGAACGGCUUUCGGCUGGGCUUCACCAGCCCAAAGAAAUUGCGUUUAGGACACCAAGCUGUCAAGGCUGGAUGA
Messenger RNA from Colletotrichum gloeosporioides, 909 nucleotides. Its product is annotated as putative aminotransferase aclI. NCBI's taxonomy places the organism in Eukaryota, Fungi, Ascomycota, Sordariomycetes, Glomerellales, Glomerellaceae. Bases 1 to 909 code for a protein of 302 amino acids. Gene Ontology annotation, biological process: biosynthetic process; amino acid metabolic process. The transcript is spliced from 5 exons. Gene Ontology annotation, molecular function: transaminase activity; pyridoxal phosphate binding. The record is from RefSeq and is a predicted model, not a curated record.